Messenger RNA from Leptidea sinapis, 5166 nucleotides. Its product is annotated as neural cell adhesion molecule 2-like. Lineage: Eukaryota; Metazoa; Arthropoda; Insecta; Lepidoptera; Pieridae. The transcript has 11 exons. Gene Ontology annotation, cellular component: cell-cell junction. Gene Ontology annotation, biological process: cell-cell adhesion. Gene Ontology annotation, molecular function: cell adhesion molecule binding. Bases 138 to 1541 code for a protein of 467 amino acids. The record is from RefSeq and is a predicted model, not a curated record.
AUGACGACGGUAGUUUUGUGAUCGUAUUUGAAGACAGGAGUCGCAUUCAGUACAGAAGCUCUUUCAAGCAAAACUUUCGCAUACUCUUUGCGAUCCUCAUAACUUUAAGUCAGUGUAUUUAAAGUGAGUUAGUGAUAAUGAAGUGGGUGGCAGCAGUUUUUUUUCUCAACUUAUUUUAUUCGGUAAUAUCAAGUCCGGAGGAUGGCGAGCCGUACCUGCAUGUAAUGGCGCGGUCUUCGGUCUACAAUGCAGGUGUGAAGAGAGCUAUUUAUUGUAAGGGGAGAAAUUUGCCUGAGACACUGCAAUGGUACUCUCCAUCAGGAGAUAUAGUAGAGGGUCGAUCUUCAAGAAACACGAGGGUUUAUGUUGAGAGGUCCAAAAAUGACACCCUGGCAAAUAGCCUCGUUGCUCUCAUCAUUCAGGAGGCGAUGAUAGAAGACAGCGGUAACUGGACGUGCAAGGCUGGAUCAUUGAGCGAAACUAUCGAAAUUACAGUUGGUGUAAAGGCAUUGAUAUCAGAUCCUGACGAAACAUUGGAGGGUGAGGAAGGAAAAUCUGUGAAACUUGACUGCAUAGCGAAAGGUCACCCAAGCCCUGUUGUGCAGUGGUAUAUUGAAAAUGAUCCGAUAGCACAUGAUCAUAAAAAAUAUGUGAUUCGGGUAAAAGGUGACAACUACCAACUGGAGAUAAAGAAUCUGACACACAAAGACACAAAUGAGUACGUGUGUAAAGUGACGCAGAAGGCGUUGUCACACUUCGCUAAUAAACGAGUGCAGCUUAUUGUUAAUCAUAAACCAUUACUUAUUGAUGAGAACAAUGAAGUUUAUUACUCAAAGUACAGAACUGAGGAAGUAUACGCUAUUAUGAAUGAAACCAAGAACAUUACGUGCAGUGUCCUCGCAACACCUCCUCCGACCUUCCGUUGGUACCGGCGACAUGAUGGCUUUGAUGAUGAACUUCUCACGGAUGCUGACACGAUUUUGAUCUCAGAAAACGGCAACAGUUCAGUAUUCGUACUGAGAAUGUUGGAUGAAAGUGCUCUCGGAGAGUACAAAUGUUCUGCGGACAAUAACAAAGGCCAUGUUUCCAUUAUUUACCAUGUCUCGCUGGGAAAUAAACCAAACGCCCCUGAUUUCGUGGAACUAACUGGAAAAUCAACGACAUCAUUGACGUUCAACGUCUCUUGUUCCACUUGCAAUACUGCAUCUGCUGAAGAAGAUAUAUCUGAAGACCCCAGAAAUCUAACAGUUCUUGGUUAUUCAUUCGAGGUGGUACCAGUUCAGGAAGGAUUUCUGCCUGAUUGGGAUGCCGCCACAGAAUUUCUUGUCAACUUGAAUCAAUCCAAUAGCUCCUUAUUCACCAUCAGUCCUCUGGCGAACAGUACAACAUACCAUGUCAGGGUGCGCACGCGCAAUGCAGCUGGCUACUCCGACUGGCUCGAGGUGUCUCCAGACCCAACAACCGACCUAGCCUGCAAACUUACAGGCUCUUUCAUCCUUUUAAUCAUUCUCUCUUUUAUAUACCCCUUGAUUAAUCAAUAAACUUAUGAUUGUCAAACCUUAGUGAAUAGUUCCAUUAUUCGCUAUAAAAUUAUUCACUGUGGAAUGCGAAAAAUUAAUGUGUGUGCUUUUAACAGUUAGUUAUGUUCAAUCGUUGGAUGAGAUUUUUGAAAUAUUCAGUUAUAAGAGGAAACAUUAGUUGUCAUUUUUUAAUAUAAGGAUUGUCGAAUCUUUUCUACUUGUUAAAUAACCCUAUAUCAAAAUUAUUUUCAAUAUCAUCAUUAUCUACGUUAUCCAAAUGUUGUUAUGUUUUUCUUAGGUGUUAAUUCCGCUAAGUUUUGUAUUUCACCAAUUCGACACGGGCAUCUUCAGGAGAUCUCUCUGUUUUGCUUUAUCUAGUAUUUUUGUUUUUGUAAGAGAAUUUCAAAAACUGCAACGGUUUAGUAAUAUAUAAAUCCGAUAACAAUAAGCGAAAUAAUCAAUCUGACACAAUGAUUUCUUCCCAUUCAGUUUCAGAAAUUUCGCUAGGAUAGGUAAAAUUUUGGAGGAGGAAAGUUGCUCGAAAUAAAUUUUGGGUUUAACGAUUUUUCGGAUCUGAAGUUGUCUUUAUAGCACUGAAUAUUGUCUCGGAAAAAGGCCUCAAUUAAUGUGUCCUCUUAAUAGUAUAUUAUAUUAUAUUCUUUAAGCUACUUACUUAUUGAUACUUGAUAUAUUAAUAAGAUCGUCCAUUAUCUAGUCCUCGCCCACUAAGUAAAUAUUAAUAAUUUUCUUUUAUAGGAUGGGUUUAUUGAUGUUAAUGAUUAAAUACAUUUUAAUUUAUUUACUAUACAGCGUACGUCUGGUGAGGCACUAACAAUACUCGAUGACGUCAUUUUAAUUGACUACUUAGUUAACAUAACCCUAUCGGUCACAGCGGGAACGCACUUAUUACGGCUGGAUUAAUGAUUCGCCGACGGACGAUGAGCGUUGACGUCGGUCGAGCGUAGCGCGUACCCGUACGCGCAGACUAUGGUGUGUUUAGUGCUCAGCUGCAGGAAACUUUUAUGAACGUGAACAAUCGCAACGAAAAAUGAAUCCAUUUCUAACCUAUUUAUUAUGUGCAUACUACUUACGCGAACGAUUACGGAGUAAAAAAAGGAGAAGAUAUCAUGUUUACACAAUUAUUAUAGAGCGCCUGAUUGAAGGAGAAUUUUGUCCAAAUUCUUUUUGGAAAUUGCGAGAACUCGAAAUUUUAUUUAUGAUUUUUAAUUACAAUAUUACGCGUGGGCGUACGCUUGGUUGUCACUUAUAUAUCGCCAUAGCGCGUCAGCAGACCAACGUACGCCGGACCGAUGAGUUCGACCGACGAUUCUCGUUAGCGCGCCGUAGCUUUACGUGCGUAGCGAUUCAUCAGCGCUAGACUGUAUGCGUUCAUAAUUAUUAUGUUUAUGUUGUUAUAGCUACGCUUGACCGAUGUCAGCGCUGACCGUCGGUCGAGUUGCGCAGUGCGCUGAUGUAUUCACACUUAAUUUAUUUAUAGGGUAAAUUCGUUCAUAAAUUAAGAAUCUAAUUUUACUACAUACUUGGACUGAUAUUACUUUAUUAUCUUUAGUGUCUUACCAGUUCUACAUAUAAACUGAUAUACAGUGCAAAACAAAUAAAGAAAUCGCGUCCUUAAAUUCAGUCAAACUUUCUGUAUAUUUAAAUUUUUCUUUUAUUUAUUGCACAUCAUAUUGUUGCUUACAUUAGACCAUAUUAGUAUUAUUUUUUGUAUAACAGUAUGAUUUCAUUGUAUGGUAUUAUAUAACUGUGUAUUGUAUUAUUAGUUAAUCCUUAUUAAAAAAAAGUUAUCAUUGGAAUAAAAAAAAUAUAAUAUUAAUAAUGCUGAUUUAUAAUCGUGUUAUUAAUUUGUUGAGUGAAUUUAAAAAAUUAAUAUUUUAACUUCUGCUAACUUAUUUUAAUUUCUUUCGAUAUAAUAAUAUAUAUUACUUUAAAUGUUUGUGAGUGUAUGUUAUAUGUAUAUUAUGUAUAAAGAUAUGUUUUGAUAGAAUUAUGAAACAUAAAUAUUUUAAUUAUUAUGUUGUGUCGUAGCAUAGUUAAUAAGUUAUAAGCAUACCCACUGUGUUAAUUAAUAUGUUUUGAAUAUCUUUUCGUAGAUAUGUCGAUUCAGAUUUAAAUUUACAGGUUAUAAUGCAAUUAUUAAUCAAUUUAAAGGUAUUUUAGUUACUAGUAACAAGGUUUCGAAAGAUAGAUUGAAGUCUUAUGAUGAAGUUUUUUUCUAUAUUUGAGGUUUUCAAUACAGUUUAUUCUUAUGGCUUACUUACUAUAUUAAAAGUAAAACUUACGUCCAGAAUUAAAUUGACUGAAUGUUUCUCUUAUCUGUCUAUGAGUACAUAAAUUUGUAAUUCUAUAAUUUCUGUAAUUAAUUUUAUAUUUAGAUGAAAACUAUAAAAAAGACAAUAAGCUUUAGAUAUUUCUAGAUCUAUGACGUUACUGUAAUUAUUAAAAAAAAAUACUACUUUUCACUUUUCUGCUGUUACAGAAGAAUAUAAUUGGAUUUUUUAAAACCGUUGGAAUUGGCGAAGGGAGAUAUUAUGUUUACAAUUAGUUGGUUGUUUUAAUUACGUUAAGUUAAUGUAUAGGAUUUAGACGAUGUGUGUUAUUGUAAGAAUUAUAGUGAGCUAAUCUGGUUUCAAGCCAUUUAUUCUUAAGGUUUUAUAUUAAUUUCUUUGAUACGCUCGUGUUUUACGGUUUUGAAAUAAUACUCACUCUCAAUUAUCAAGCUCUCGUCUCAUGAGAGUCAUGUCUCGUCUCAUGUCUAAUUAUAAAUUGUCAAAUUGUAAAUGUCAAUUUAACCAAUCUUGUGGUUGGAGCAAUAUUAUUUUUACAUACAGACUAUUAGAGUCUAAAGAUUUAGAUUUAUUGAGUUUAAGCUUCAAACGAUCUGACAGCCCGAUAAUGACAAUUUUGAUUUGUCAUUGUAUGCGUUAGCUAGUUUAAUAUUUAAAAUACUAAGAAACUAAUUGAGUGGCUGACUGUUUGCGACUUGUCAUUCAAAAUCGGUUAUAGAAACAAUAGAUUCGCUUUCCUUUUCUACCUAAUAGUAUCUGCGAGAUGUGCAGUGAGUAAAUUUUAUAAGUUUAUGUUUAUCCGAAUGUUUUGAGUUUUGCUUUUGUGUUAGAUCCUUAUCAGUCUCGUGCCAGAUUUUGGCGAGUCAACAUGUCCUGACGAUGCCUCGUGUAGAGGCGAAACACGUGUCGAAUUAUUUAAAGACUAAUAUUGGCGGAAUUAACACUAAAAAAAACUCAAAACAUUUGGAUAAUUAUGGAUUUCCGCAACGUAACGCCUACUUCAAUAAAGUUUGUUUUUUAUCCUUAUUCUGAAUUAACUAUAAUAAUUAUGAAUUAUUGAAAUCGGUUAUUUUUUUAUAUCCUUAAGCAUUAUUUAAUUUGCAAUGCCCACAAGUAUACCGCUUUAAAAGCGUCGCCUAAUAGAUUUAGCUGUUUAUUAGAUAGGAUUGUUAAUUAUAAUAUCAUGACUUGUUAAUCAUAUGCGAGCUUCUUCACAAAGCAUAUUUAUUUGGUAGCAAUUGAAAAAUGAUGUAAAUAAUUAUAACUUCAAGUUAAUAAUUUAGACAUUGUUGUAUAUUGUGUACUGGUGACUCUAAUAAAUUUCAUUUACGAGGUAA